Pygocentrus nattereri (red-bellied piranha) is the source of this 961-nucleotide messenger RNA. RefSeq names its product MIT, microtubule interacting and transport, domain containing 1 (gene mitd1). The coding region runs from base 191 to 931 and encodes 246 amino acids. The record is from RefSeq and is a predicted model, not a curated record. Gene Ontology annotation, cellular component: midbody. NCBI's taxonomy places the organism in Eukaryota, Metazoa, Chordata, Actinopteri, Characiformes, Serrasalmidae. The transcript has 7 exons. Gene Ontology annotation, biological process: midbody abscission.
UUUGGUUCCACAACAUGAGCUGCUUCUCAGGGUUUAUUUCCGAUGUAAGAUAAAGUGAUCUGAAAAUGUGACCGGAAAACUGUCUUUUUUUUCUUAUUGUCGUUUUACUAAAGGAUUGAGGAGGCGACUGUGUAUCUGUGCCGUGUGGGUCUGAAGCUGAGCUUCUGUAGAGCUGGGCUGUAAAUGCGUCAUGUCCCUGAACUGCCUCCCUGGUAUGGAAACAUCAGCAAUCUCUGUACUCAAGAGAGCUGUGGAGCUCGAUCAGAGUUCACGCUUUCAGGAAUCUCUUGUGUGCUACCAGGAGGGCAUUCAGUUACUACUAGAUGUGCUGAAAGCAGUUAAAGAUGACUCAAAAAAAGUUCACUACAGAGAGAAGAUCAAAGGUUACAUGGAUCGAGCUGAGCAGAUCAAAGAUCACCUGAACAAAGUCAAAGAAGAGGGCAAAUACCAUGAGCAAAUUAAAAUUACAGAAGAUGCCACUGGUUUCAGCUAUGAGACUCUUUUCAAGCCAUACAUCAAGGAAGGGCUUGCUGAAGUCUGGGUUGAGGAUCCAUACAUACGUCAUGUGCACCAGCUGUAUAACUUCCUGCGUUUCUGUGAGAUGCUACUGAAAGCGAAAUGUAAUGUUAAGAAGAUUCAUCUCCUGACCUCACAAGAUGAAGAUAGCUCCUCUCAGCAAGUCAGUGCACUAGCAGAAAUAAAGCAGUCUUUGCAAACUCAGAAUGUCUGUCUGGACAUUAAGUACUCCUCCACUAUUCAUGAUAGGGAGAUCAGGUUCGAUAAUGGUUGGAUCAUUAAGAUUGGCAGGGGGCUUGAUUACUUCAAGAAACCUAAGGGCCGCUUCUCCAUUGGCUACUGUGACUAUGACUUAAGACAGUGUCAUGAGACUACAGUAGAUGUUUUUCACACAAAACACACAAAAAAUAUGUGACCAAAAACAGUGCCCUCAUUCUGUACUGCA